Pungitius pungitius (ninespine stickleback) is the source of this 5379-nucleotide messenger RNA. RefSeq names its product Rho GTPase activating protein 27, like (gene arhgap27l). Gene Ontology annotation, molecular function: protein binding. The transcript is spliced from 23 exons. Gene Ontology annotation, cellular component: cytoplasm. The record is from RefSeq and is a predicted model, not a curated record. Gene Ontology annotation, biological process: signal transduction; regulation of GTPase activity. The coding region runs from base 329 to 3277 and encodes 982 amino acids. Lineage: Eukaryota; Metazoa; Chordata; Actinopteri; Perciformes; Gasterosteidae.
GAAGAACAAGUUAAGACUGGCAUGUCAGGGAGGGACAAGGCUAAAGAGUAAGAGAGAGAGGAACCUGUUUCAGUGAUUUCACUCAAUAGGAAAACGCAGGAUGGUUGGAUCUGACACCUAUUGCUGACAGGAAACACACACACAUACCAGCGUGUGAUGUCCUUGAGGGGUGGAGUCAAUGCAGCCAUGUGGGCGGGGCUAAGACAGGAAGAGCAGACACUUCCCUCCAUAAACAGAACAGGGGGCUAAUGAUCCCAUGUGACCUUUGAUACCUCACCUUCAGUCACUUUCUCAUCUACCAAAGGGGGGUUGGCCCUGAACCAUCACAAUGGCAACAGCUUCCUCCAUGCUCGCUAGAGGUCUGGGUCUGGUCUUGGUGGAGUUUGACUAUGAGUACCAGGGGCGGGACGGUACCACAAUCUCCAUCAAACCCAACGAGCGCUACAUCCUGCUGGCUAAGACAAACAACCACUGGUGGCAGGUCCAGAGGGACCAGAGCUCCAAGUCAUUUUACAUCCCUGCCAAGUACGUGAAAGAGCUGCCGACUGAGUUCCACUCGCCUCUAGACUUCGACCCACCCAGUCCUGAACUUGUACUGCUUCCUGUGGUGGUUCCGGUUCCGGUUCCAGUUCCAGUCCCAGUCCCAAAGACUCUGGAAGAGUUCAGAACCCAACCAGGGGAUGACGUGAUGAUCCGACUCAGACCUGAACCCAAACAAAACCGCAAGACUGAGAACCGCAUGUCCACUUUUGGGUUCCCACUCGACUCUCCUGAAACGUCUUUUUUGUCAGUACCGCGGCAUUCCAGCACACCCCCUGCUGAUGCUGCCAAAACCGGAACUACAAACUUGGCUGACAAGAAACACCUUCCGGGGUUUGCGGAGGAUCACCGAGACUCUGACAAACAUAGAGCUCCCAGUUUCAGUCCAGCAGACCCGGUGCCCUCACCUAGAACCCAGACCCAGCCCAUUGCCGUGGAGACGCCGGUGGUCCCGCUGGCCCACCCACACUACGAAGCCUCCUUUCCAUCCACAGGUCGCUGUGACAACCGGGAGUCCUCGACAGAGGAGGAGGAUCUGGAGGAGGAGCUUUGUGUGGAGGAGAGCAGCAGUGAAGAGGAUCCUGUAAAGGAGGAGGAUUCAAACCACAUCUAUGAAUCCAUACAGGACCUUAACCUGGACCUGGAGGCUCUGGUGGGAGGAAGUCCUGCAGUGCCUCAUUCACAGGACCCGCCCCCUUCACAGAUUGUUGACUCGUUCCAUCCAAAGUCGCCCAUCUACGCCAACAUCUCCUCCAUAAAGAAAACAAACCUCCCCCAGAUCUCCAUCUCUGACCCCGCCUUCCCCUCGUCACCUCCUCCUGACCUGACCCCCUCCAUCCCGUCCUCCUCCGUCUCCUCCUGUAUGAUAAGCCCCGCCUCCCCCCUCAGCCCACAGGACGGCUGGCAGGUUCACAUCGACCAGGACAGCGGACAAGAGUUCUACUUCCACCCAGUAACCAGACAGACCACCUGGUCCAACCCCAAAGACCUUCCUCCCUCGUUGGAAGGAGAGUUGGACCGGUCCAAGUCUAGCGACGGGGGUGCUGUGCUCUCCCCCGCCUCCUCUCAGGGUUCUGCUGGUUGGGAGCAGCUGGUUGACGAAGCCUCCGGGAAGUUCUACUACCACAACCCAUCCUCGGGAACUACAUCGUGGGCCGCCCCGGAGCCGCCACCACCCGCCCCCCUCCCAGCAGCCCCAGCCGACAGGCCGCCUCCACUGCCUAAAGAAGAUUAUCCACCUCAGGUACAGGAUGACAACAACGAGGUCUUCACGACGAAUCCUCAGCAGCUCGUGUGUUUGAUUCCCAGAGCUCAGCUGGACCCGAAAGAUGAAAUCAGACCGCAGCAGGUAUCUCCUGUGCCCCAACGGAUGAUAGGAAAUGGAGUUUCUGAGGAGGAAACAACUUCAGAGGGGAAAAACUGGAGACAAGCCGUCGCUGAAGAGACCUUCAUUCACAGCCACAGAAGGAACGUCUCUGAGAUCAACGAGAUGUCUAAUAGGAGACCCUCCCCUGACAGUCCUCAGCUCUCGCAUUCACACAAACUGAAGAGGAACCUCUCAGACCGGAGUGAAGGUUCCCAGCAGCAUCAUGGCCAUCAUUUGGAGAAAGCAGGAAUCAUGAAUAAGACCAAAGUAGUCGAUCACGGUAAAAAGAUCAGGAAGAACUGGAGUCAGUCCUGGACCGUCCUCCAUGGUGGGAUCCUAACCUUCCACAAAGACCCCAAGUCAGCUACAACUGUGAACGCAAGUAAAACAUCACAGAUUGUUCCAGAGUACACCGUGGAACUGAGAGGAGCCUCGGUGAGCCGGGCGACCAGGGACAAGUCCUCUAAGAAGAACGUCCUCGAGCUGAAAACUCGUCAGGGCUGCGAGUAUCUGAUGCAGUACGACACCGAGAGCAUCAUCAGUGAUUGGCUGAAGGUGAUGCAGGACACCAUCAGACAGCUGGAGCAGGAUCAUGUGUCAGAGGAUGAGGACGAAGCUGCUUCAGACAAAGAGGACAAAGACAGGAAGAGGACAACAAGCAGGACAUCCUCUGGAAUAGUUGACUCAGAACAACGGCAUGUUCGAACCAAACUCCGGCGUUUCCUCCAACGGAGGCCAACGCUGCAGAGCGUCAAGGAGAAGGGAUACAUCCGAGACAACGUCUUUGGCUGUCACCUGGAUACUCUCUGUCACCGAGAGAACAACACCACCCCGAAGUUCAUGGAGAAGUGUAUCAGGACUGUGGAGAGGAGAGGUCUGGAUGUGGACGGAAUCUACAGAGUUAGUGGAAACUUGGCUGUGAUCCAGAAACUGAGACAUAAAGCUGAUCAUGAGGAGCAGUUGGAUCUGGAGGACGGACAGUGGGAGGAGAUCCAUGUGAUCACUGGAGCUCUGAAGCUUUUCUUGAGGGAGCUUCCAGAACCCCUGUUUCCCUUCAGCUGCUUUGACAAGUUCAUCGCAGCCAUCCAGGUCCAGGACUACAGCCUGAGAGUCUCUUAUAUGAAGGACCUGGUCCGAUCCCUACCGCUGCCGAACCACGACACCAUGGAGCUGCUGUUCAAACACCUGCGCAGGGUGGUCGAGCACAAAGAAUCCAACAGGAUGUCGGUACAGAGCGUCGCCAUCGUAUUCGGCCCCACGUUGCUCCGCCCCCAGACUGAGUCAUCCAGCAUGACAAUCCACAUGGUGUUCCAGAGUCAGAUAGUUGAACUCAUGCUUAACGAGUUCCAAACUGUCUUCUCAGAGAGCUAGGGAAAGCUCCUGGAGCUCCUCUGAAAUCUUUUAGGACCCUAUGGAACAUCCUGAAGCUUCUCUGGACCUCCUGGACCUCCUGGGGCUCCUUUGGAGCCUUCUGGAGCUCUUCUGGAACUUCCUGGAUGUCCUGUGGAACACUCCCCUGAACCCUCAGACCUCUUGCAAGCCCCCCCAAAUACCAGGACACUUGCUGAGGUUCUUCCAAAGAUUUUGAACCUGGUGAUCACCUCCUUUCUGACCAAGUACUUUGAGUAUGCAACUUGAAACCCUGCUUACUACCCUGAUAUUCUGAAAGCAGUCUGGCUCCACUUUUUAAACCCUGUGAAACAUAUUUACAUCUUACAUUAGAGCAAGAACCUUUCCAACAAAGUCCACAUCUUCGAAGAACGUUUUAGAUCUCCGGGACCUGAAUUCAAGACGUGGUUCACCAGGUUCCUCCCUCCCUACCUACUGCACCUGAUAGGACCUGAGCGAAACCAUCUAAAUUGGACACUUUAACCAAAACAACCAAAACUCACUAACUUAGAAACACUGAAGCUCUGAGCAGAAUACCUUACUUUGAGGAUAAACUGUUCUAAAAUGUUCUAAAAACUUUAAAUACUCUUUAAAUCUGUUCAGGAUUCUUUGGACACAAACAUCACCUCAUCCUUGUAAUACAUUUUGUUGAUAUGUAAAUUCAAAGGGUUUUGAAGCUGUAGAGGAAACAAUGAUCUCAAUACAGGUCGACCAGGACGUCUAUACCGUCUCCAUAAUAACAAUUCAAUCAGCGCGCAGCCUUAAUGUAAAUCUGCUCUAUGGACUGGUAGAGACCUGUCAGCGUGUAGCCCCGCCCUAAAGCAACCCUUGGCUUAUGGUCGGUUUGACUCUACAUGGACAUCAUUUACUAAAUGAACAUCAUGCUGUAUUGAAGAAGACUUGAAACUAGAGAUUGAGGCCAUAAACUCAUGUUCACAAUGUUUACUGAGGGAAUAAAUCAAGAGAGAAGUAAAAUAAUUUUCUCAUUCUAUGGGACUAGAGGAGUCGCCCCCUGCUGGUCACUACACAGAAUGCAGCUUUAAGACGUGAAGCCUUGACUUCAAUAAGUCUAUGUUCAUGCGUGUGAAUGAACACUGUCUCCUUUAAGAGGCAAACACUGCAGUUUAAUCUUAAACAUUAUUUGUUCAUAAAGUGUUCUAAUUAAAGAUUCAAUUCAUCAGUACAAUCACUACAAGCCUGGCAAAACAUAAAAGUAAUGUUUCUCAACUAUGUUACUAUAUGUCGACUUUAAGUUUGUGUUUUAAGUUCGAAAUGAAUCUGAAUGAUUCAUAUUUAAGACAUAAUCAUUCAUGUUGUCAUAAGAAUAAAAACACUAGAGCAGAAGAAGCCCUUAGGAUGGUAAGCUAGGCUAAACACAUCCUGGAUCUACCUAUUUGAGAGAGCCGGAGGUUUAAUCAAAGUGUUUCAUUAAAUUCUAUUAAGAAUAUUGAUUUGGUAUACUGACUUUGUUGGAGCCAUAAUGCAGGUUUUGUUGCUUUUGUUGAUCUUGAGGGAAACACCUAGUGAAUUGGGACAGGCAGUUGCUACAUUUGAACUUAGGGGGGCACAUUUCCAGUAAAAUGCAAAUAAGUAAGUGCCUGCUAAUGAGAACAGGUGUGGAUGGGAAGCAGACAGUUUUGACCGUGUCGCAGGUGUCAACAAGGUGGCGCCUGUAACGAGCAAAUGCAACGUAAUGCAAGGAUUUGCAUUAAUAAUUGUAUAUGGAGCACAGAACACGAGGCCAUUCAUUUUCCCCCAGUUUGCCCCAGUGGCUUCAACACAUACAUUGGAAAUGUGUUUGUUUUGUAAAAUGUUUAAUCUUCUGGUUUAACACUUCUGGUUUGUCGGGUGAAUUCUAGAAAUUAUAAUCUGUGAUGUAUGUUUUAUAGUAUUGAUAUAUAAGUAUUACAGAUAUGGGACAAAGUAAAUGUGGAAGAUAAACAGAUGAAGCAAAAAGGAUCUGAUCUGUGUUCAGUGGUUUUUUCCUGAUGUAGCUUCUCUCUGUCUUCAUGUGGCAAGUAACCAAACCAAAAAACAUUUGAAUCAAUAAAUGAUGAAUCAAUAAAGAGGAGUUCAAAAGUCAA